UCUGCAGCAUUGAUGGAAUCCAAUGAUGCCCAAUAUGUGGAACUAGGGGAAGGUUCAUCUCCCAAUCUAGAAAGGUUUCAAAAAGUUUCAAUUGUACCACUUGUUUUCCUGAUAUUUUAUGAGGUUUCUGGGGGACCAUUUGGUGUUGAAGACAGUGUCCAGGCUGCAGGUCCCUUACUAGCCCUUCUUGGAUUCUUGCUUUUUCCAUUUGUAUGGAGCAUUCCGGAGGCCUUGAUAACUGCAGAAAUGGGUACUAUGUUUCCUGAGAAUGGUGGAUAUGUUGUCUGGGUUUCAUCAGCUCUAGGUCCCUUUUGGGGCUUUCAACAGGGUUGGAUGAAAUGGUUAAGUGGGGUCAUUGAUAAUGCAUUAUACCCUGUUCUCUUUUUAGAUUAUCUUAAAUCAGCAUUCCCAGUUCUAGGAGAAGGUUUUCCGAGAAUAGUUGCGGUUUUGUUUUUGACCUUGGUCCUCACUUACAUGAAUUAUAGAGGUCUAACUAUUGUUGGUUGGCUUGCUAUAUUACUUGGGGUGUUUUCCCUUCUUCCUUUUGUGGUUAUGGGGAUUGUGGCUAUUCCCAAACUGAAGCCUUCAAGGUGGUUUGUGGUAGAUUUGAAUAAUGUUAAUUGGGGUUGGUAUUUGAACACUCUUUUCUGGAAUUUAAACUAUUGGGACUCGAUUAGCACUCUUGCGGGAGAGGUGGAAAAUCCUGCCAAAACCCUCCCAACAGCUCUCUUUUAUGCUCUAAUCUUGGUUGUUUUCGGGUACUUUUUCCCUCUUUUGAUCAGCACUGGCGCAGUUCCACUUGACCGGGAGCUUUGGUUUGAUGGAUACUUCUCGGAGAUUGCUCACUUGCUUGGAGGUGUUUGGUUGAGAUCUUGGGUCCAAGGGGCUUCGGCUCUGUCAAACAUGGGAAUGUUUGUAGCCGAGAUGAGCAGUGACUCUUUCCAACUUCUGGGGAUGGCAGAACGCGGGAUGCUUCCUGAGUUCUUCGCCAAAAGGUCUCGUUAUGGAACUCCAAUAAUUGGGAUUCUUUUCUCUGCAUCUGGCGUGAUAUUGCUCUCAUGGUUGAGUUUUCAAGAGAUUGUUAUUGCGGAGAAUUUCUUAUAUUGUUUUGGAAUGAUUAUGGAGUUCAUAGCAUUCGUGAAAUUAAGGAUGCAACACCCCGCAGCACCUCGUCCAUAUAAAGUACCUGUUGGAACAUUUGGAGCAAUUUUGAUGUGCAUUCCUCCGACGCUACUAAUAUUGGUGGUUUUAGUUCUUGCUUCUUCAAAGAUCAUGGUUAUUAGCAUCUUUACUGUCGUGAUCGGGUUUGUUAUUCAGCCCUGUCUCUCUUACUCUGAGAGAAAAAGAUGGUUGAGAUUCUCCAGGAGUUCAGACCUCCCAGAUAUCUACUCUGCUUCUGCCCAUUACCAAAGUAAUGAAUCAUGA
This is a messenger RNA of Pistacia vera, 1425 nucleotides long. Its product is annotated as probable polyamine transporter At1g31830. Gene Ontology annotation, cellular component: membrane. NCBI's taxonomy places the organism in Eukaryota, Viridiplantae, Streptophyta, Magnoliopsida, Sapindales, Anacardiaceae. The coding region runs from base 13 to 1425 and encodes 470 amino acids. The record is from RefSeq and is a predicted model, not a curated record. The transcript has a single exon. Gene Ontology annotation, biological process: transmembrane transport. Gene Ontology annotation, molecular function: transmembrane transporter activity.